Molecule: messenger RNA, 1667 nt
Organism: Salpingoeca rosetta
Lineage: Eukaryota; Choanoflagellata; Craspedida; Salpingoecidae
Exons: 14
Coding region: 244-1518 (424 amino acids)
Source: RefSeq, a predicted model, not a curated record
CUGGCGCCGGUUGGCAGCCGGUAUUUUUUGCUUCCUUGCUUGCAGGCAAACCGGAAGGGAGAUCAGCAUCAUCGCGUCGCCUGCUUCUUGCUUGUUGUGGUGGCAUUGUUGCUGGAGCUGGCUGGAAAUCAAAGAACGAGGGAGUAUAGCGCGCACACACAAGCACACAAGCACACACACGCACACAUAAGCACAAGCCAGACACACAUCACACAAGCACGCAAGCACACAAGCACACAGGCCAUGCCGAAGCACAGUACGAGCAGCAGCACGGCGACCGCCGCCACGCAACGGUCAUCAGACAGGGACGCCAUUCGCCGCUUGUCAGAGGAGAGGCGAGUGGAGCUGAUGCAUGCGGUGCGCGAUGGUCGGGUCACCGUGGACUCCGCUACGCAGGAAAUCUACGCGUCAAGCAGCUCGAGCUCGUCCCCUCACCUGCGGCAACGGGUGGACUUGGACGAGCUGCAGCACAUGGGCGAUUGGGCCCAGUUGGACACCUUUGAGUGGGACGCCACCGACAUCACCCUCAGCACAGACGAGGGCCUGCGCUGGCUGCAAUCCCUCGGCAUCGUCUCCCACAAGUACCGAGUGGAGGACCUGUCCGCAACGCAGAAGGAUGCAGUGAACCGACUGCUGACAAAGCUGCACCAGAAACACCAGCCGUUUGCGGACCCGUCGCUCACCGCUGUUGCCAUCGAAAAAGAUGAAACAAUCAAGGAAAACGUGCAGGAGGUCAUGAACCUGCUGCCGCCAAAAGAUCACCAGCGUCAGCACGAGGAGCAAGCGCGGUCCUCAGACUCGGACUCACACGAAGGCGACGGCGCUUUCAGUGACACACAGCACUCGCCCCGACGUCCAAAACACAAAGUCACGCCGCAGAAGAUUGCGGAUGUGACACAGCGGCUGAGCAUGGCGUGGGCGCACGCGCUCGAGUCCAAGCGCGCCAACAAGCAGCUGGAGAAGGAAACCGCCACGCUUCUGCUCAUGUCCCGCGCCCGUCUCCAGGCAGAGAUUAUCGCGCUGAGACGCGAGAACGAGGCCUUAAGAGCACAGGUGGAGCCAUCGCAGGUGAUGCAGGCGCUGCAGGCCGAGAAGGCCCUCACGGCUGAGCUGCAGGAACUGCUGGACCAGCGCGAUUCCGAAAUCAUGUACCUGUCCCACGAGCUGAGCUUGAAGAACGAUGAGCUGGCGGUGCUGCGCUCGGCGCGUGACCUGUCCUCGUCGUGGUAUGACAGCCGUCGCUCGUCGCGCCGUCCAUCUGCGCAGACAUCCAUGAUUAGCGGCCCCGUGUCAAGGAAUGCAACGCCAGAGAAGCGACAGAGCGGCCACCACGCGCUGCUGAGCCGACGCGAGCGACUGGACGACCUUCUGGACAAACACGGCGUUCCCCGCACAGGGCGCAGGGACAUGUGGGCUGGCGCCACGAAGGCUGCAGAAAAGGAGAAGGCGAGGGAGGAGAGGCACCGCCGGCUGGAAGUCAACAACGGAUCCCCUCUGCCGUCGCAGUUUGUCAUUUGAAGCUCGUGCGCGCGGUUGCGUGGGAAGGGGAGGUGGUGCGAUGCAAUGCAGACGUCGCGUGGUUUGUGGUGUUAAAUGCUGCUGCUGCUGUUGUUGUUCAUAUUGUUGGUUGUGGGAGGAAGGAAGGAGUAAAAGAAUCGUACUGCGCA